GCCGGGCAGGCUGGCCCGAGGGGCAGAGUCCGCAGCGUCCGCGACGCCGAGCGCGCAGCCCGCCCGCGUCCGCAGCAUGUCCUUCGUCCCGGUGCCCGAGGGCUGUGACUUCCCGAUCCACAACCUGCCCUACGGCGUCUUCUCCACCGCAGGCCACCCAAGACCCAGGAUCGGCGUGGCCAUUGGCAACGAGAUCCUGGACCUCAGCGUCAUUAAGCACCUCUUCACCGGGCCUGUCCUCUCCAGACACCAGGAUGUCUUCGAUCAGCCUGCUCUCAACAGCUUCAUGGGCCUGGGCCAGGCUGCCUGGAAGGAGGCGAGGGCAUUCCUGCAGAAACUGCUGUCUGCCAGGGAAGCCAGGCUCAGAGAUGACGCGGAGCUUCGGAAGCGCGCCUUCACCUCCCAGGCUGCAGCGGUGAUGCAUCUCCCGGCCACCAUAGGUGACUACACGGACUUCUAUUCCUCUCGGCAGCACGCUACGAACGUGGGGAUCAUGUUCAGGGGCGAGGAGAACGCGCUGAUGCCCAACUGGCUGUACCUACCUGUGGGCUAUCACGGCCGUGCCUCGUCUGUCGUGGUGUCUGGCACCCCAAUCCGAAGGCCCGUGGGACAGAUGAGACCUGAUGACUCCAAGCCCCCCGUGUAUGGUGCCUCCCGACUCCUGGACAUAGAGCUGGAAAUGGGUUUCUUUGUCGGUCCCGGGAACAAACUCGGGGAGCCGAUCCCCAUUUCCAAGGCCCACGAGCACAUUUUCGGAAUGGUCCUCAUGAACGACUGGAGCGCUCGGGACAUCCAGAAGUGGGAGUACGUGCCCCUCGGGCCGUUCCUUGGGAAGAGUUUGGGCACCACCAUCUCUCCGUGGGUGGUGCCCAUGGAUGCCCUCAUGCCGUUUGCUGUGCCCAACCCCGAGCAGGACCCUCCGCCCCUGCCGUAUCUCCGCCAUGACCAGCCCUACACGUUCGACAUCAACCUCUCUGUGGCCCUGAAAGGGGAAGGAAUGAGCCAGGCAGCCACCAUCUGCAGGUCCAACUUUAAGCACAUGUACUGGACGAUGCUGCAGCAGCUCGCGCACCACUCCUCCAACGGCUGCAACCUGCGGCCCGGGGACCUCCUGGCUUCCGGAACCAUCAGCGGGCCGACGCCGGAGAGCUUCGGCUCCAUGCUGGAGCUGUCGUGGCGCGGCACGAGGGCCAUAGAGCUGGGCAGCGGGCACACCAGGAAGUUUCUGCUGGACGGGGAUGAAGUCAUCAUAACAGGGUACUGCCAGGGGGACAGUCACCGCAUCGGCUUCGGUCAGUGUGCGGGGAAGGUGCUGCCCGCGCUCCCGCUGGCCUGAGGCUGCCCCCACCAUCCUGCCACGAAGCACCCCAGCGGGCCCUCCCUCCCUGGGCACCAGGCACCUCGUGCUGCGGCCUGCUUCUUCCUUCAAGAAUAAAGCCUUUGGCCCUGUGUCACCCUCGG
Molecule: messenger RNA, 1461 nt
Organism: Manis pentadactyla (Chinese pangolin)
Lineage: Eukaryota; Metazoa; Chordata; Mammalia; Pholidota; Manidae
Gene: FAH
Product: fumarylacetoacetate hydrolase
Exons: 14
Coding region: 77-1336 (419 amino acids)
Biological process (GO): homogentisate catabolic process; L-phenylalanine catabolic process; L-tyrosine catabolic process
Molecular function (GO): fumarylacetoacetase activity
Source: RefSeq, a predicted model, not a curated record